Ananas comosus (pineapple) is the source of this 739-nucleotide messenger RNA. Its product is annotated as abscisic stress-ripening protein 2-like. Bases 48 to 530 code for a protein of 160 amino acids. NCBI's taxonomy places the organism in Eukaryota, Viridiplantae, Streptophyta, Magnoliopsida, Poales, Bromeliaceae. The record is from RefSeq and is a predicted model, not a curated record. The transcript has 3 exons.
AGUUCAUGUAAUAAGAAAUAGAGCCAAAAGGUGAGAGUAGAGAAAAGAUGGAAAGUUGGCCAUUAUCAUCUGCACUAGGGAUGCAAAGAGAUCCAAAUUGGUGGAGCUGUCUCCCUAAUCUGUCCCGAAUAGGCCGGAGAAAGAGAAGCACCACUUCCACUUGUUCCAACACAAGGAGGAGGAUUCAUCUGAGGUUGACUAUGAAAAGGAAGAGAAGGAGCACAAGCACAAGGAGCAUCUUGGCGAGUUUGGCGCCCUCGCCGCCGGUGCCUUCGCCUUGCAUGAGAAGCAUAAGGCAAAGAAGGACCCCGAGCACGCGCACCACCACAAGCUCGAGGAGGAGAUCGCCGCCACGGUCGCGGUCGGCGCCGCGGGCUUCGCUUUCCAUGAGCACCAUGAGAAAAAAGAUGCACACAAGCACCAGAAUUGUGAGUGAUCGAAAAGGAGUUCGCACGUACGUACGUGCAUGUUUCAUGCAUGCAUGCAUUAAAUGCAUGCACGCACGUCGCAUGGAUUUGCCCCUCCCCUAGUGAUGAAUAAAUGUUGUGUUUAGGUUAAUAUGUGUUAGGUCAGUUUCCAUCUUUAUCUUUUUUAUUUAAUAUUUAAUAAAAACCUUUUAUUUUUGGAUAUUUGUGAGUCGAUCGUAUUAAUAACAAAUUAUGUUUCUGGUUGUGUUUGUUGAGAGAGAGAGAGAGAAAGAAAAAGAAAAUGGUGGUGAAGUGUCCCUUGUUAUAAUUAA